Ricinus communis (castor bean) is the source of this 1702-nucleotide messenger RNA. RefSeq lists its product as uncharacterized. The coding region runs from base 274 to 1278 and encodes 334 amino acids. Gene Ontology annotation, cellular component: membrane. Gene Ontology annotation, biological process: Golgi vesicle transport. The record is from RefSeq and is a predicted model, not a curated record. NCBI's taxonomy places the organism in Eukaryota, Viridiplantae, Streptophyta, Magnoliopsida, Malpighiales, Euphorbiaceae. The transcript is spliced from 6 exons.
CUUUUAUUGGUCCUCUAUCAUUUGGUGUAUUGGGUUUGGCUUUUUGGUUUUGCUUUCGCUCUCUUCAAUUCCUUUCUUUCUCUUGCUUCUGUUUGUUUUAGCAGAGAACUGAAGAAAGAAGGAAGGAAACGAAGGGAACUGAAAGCAGCAGCAGCAGAAGAUUAUUUUUAGAGAUUCAUUUUAAUUUUAGUUUUAAUUGAAGUGUUGAAUUGAAAUUGAUUUGAAAUUGUAAUUUAAUUUUAAUUUGAGAAGAAGAGAAAGAGAAAGAGAAGGAUGAUGGUAGCUAACAGUUUCGAUCUGUGGCAAAAGGAUUCUUUCUUUUCUGCAGCUGAAGAAGUUCAAGCGUCUGCUGACCUAAUGCAAUCAGCAUAUAGGAUGUGGGUAAGAGAGAAGGAGGGAUCAAAUCCAGAGGAUAUAGAUGAACUUUUUAGAGAGCUCCAAACUUCUUUAGGUACUGCUAAAUGGCAGUUGGAGGAGUUUGAGAGGGCUGUCAGGUUGAGCCAUGGACAUCGUAACGAUGAUAUUACAGCAUCUAGGCAUAAACAAUUUGUUGCAGCCAUUGAAAGUCAAAUAUCACAUGUUGAAGCUGCAUUAAGAGAAGCUUAUAGCGAGGAUGGAAAGAAACCUCUACAAUGGGUUCAUCUGAAUAAAGAAGAAUGCGAUGAUUUGGCAUUAUUCCUCUCCGGAGCUCCCCAAACUCCAAAAAGUGUGAAAGAUGAUUGCAAUGCUCUAAGACCUUGUAUGAAGAGUCCUCCUAUGGAGAAGAACUAUUGUACAAGAAAAGAUGCAGACUAUAUUCUUAAUGCUACAUGUAGUGGAAGUACUUCCAACGAAAGAGAUGUUAGUGAUGUUACUAGUUGCAAAAAUGAUGAAUUUAUUAUAGAUGUGGAAGACAGAGAUAUUUCUAGGAUGCGGGAUGAUAUCAUCUGUCAAGCUGAUAAAACAUCUGGGACAAGGAGAAUAUGGAGUUCACCAAAUUUUGGUGCUUUGAAGGUUGUAAUUGCUGAUGAAGAUGAACAUGAUAGCAGAUUGUCAAGAAUUGAUGCUACACCAAAGGAAAAAGGGUCCAAGCCUCUUUUUUGGAAGCAAAAGUGUGGAGAAUUUUCUCAAGCGAAGGGACCGUCUAGUAUGUUCAAUCAGCUCUUCGGUCAGGUUGGUGGGUUCCAAAGACAAUUGCAAUCACCACUGCCCAUGCAGUUUAGUUGUUCUGUCCAACUUACACUUGCUUUGAUGCUAAGUAUUUUUUUGAUUGUGCCUUUUCUAGUUUAUUCAGCUUGAGACAAAGUGGUAUUUUACUGCUCAUGAUGAGGUUGAGAGGCACUGAAGCUAUCUGCGAUAAGAGGAAAAAGCAUGCAUAUAAUAUAAGGAGGAUGCUAACAAAUUGCCAACAUCUAUGCAUGUUUUCUAUUUGAAGUUUGGGAAUAGGCUAGCUUAGCUCUGAAAUUACAGGGGAGUGAAACUAGCAACAGGAACAGGGUAGUGUUUAGAUUCCCUACCCUUUAAGCCACAGAAAGAAAAAAGGAGAAAAAUGUAUAGUAUCCAUCCAUGUAGUCUCAAAUGUAAUUCAGACUAUACAGAAUCUCAUCUGAAUUGAACUUCAAAUUUAAGAUCGAAAGUUUGGGGUGGCGCAACUGCAAAUGAGUUUAAAUUGUAACAAUUAUUCUAAGUCGAAUUUGUGUAUUUUUCCUUCUCUUUUUUCCUA